Molecule: messenger RNA, 1848 nt
Organism: Aaosphaeria arxii CBS 175.79
Lineage: Eukaryota; Fungi; Ascomycota; Dothideomycetes; Pleosporales
Product: glycosyltransferase family 22 protein
Exons: 5
Coding region: 1-1848 (615 amino acids)
Biological process (GO): GPI anchor biosynthetic process
Cellular component (GO): endoplasmic reticulum membrane
Molecular function (GO): alpha-1,2-mannosyltransferase activity
Source: RefSeq, a predicted model, not a curated record
AUGCAUCGACAUCCCGCGAGGGACCCCAUCAAGGCCACGCAACCCCAUCGCCAAUCCAACUCCCACUCCGCAUCGUCACUGGACCCUCAUCGCUAUCGUGACUUGGCGCUAGGCAUCUUUGCACUUGUGCUCGCAUUCCGCAUCGUCAAUGCAUUAACACUUAGGACCUUUUUCCAGCCAGACGAGUUCUUCCAAUCUCUCGAGCCAGCAUGGCAGCUUGUCUUUGGCCGAGAGAGUAAUGCCUGGAUCACAUGGGAAUGGAGAAACCAAUUGCGGUCCUCCCUACACCCUGACAUAUUCGCCGCUGUCUAUCUGGUGGCGGCAAAGCUAUCACAGUUAUGCGGCUUGAACCUCCCUAGUCAGGCCGAACUAUACAUCGCGGCGCCGAAGGUUACCCAAGCUGUGUUUGCAGCGCUGCUUGAUUUCCAUACCUGGAAGCUUGCAGAGCAGACGUAUGGUCGAGCAAGUCGCACCGCAUAUGCUACUCUCGCACUAUCUUUAUGCAGCCCGUGGCAAUGGUUCUGUUCUACCCGCACAUUGUCGAAUUGCCUCGAAACGACCUUGACGUCCAUUGCCGUCUGCCAUUGGCCCUGGCAAUGGCUCCAUCCACGUCCUACUGCAGAGCGUUCGCAGAAUGCAGUCCAGAGUAACAUCGGUUCCCUGUUACGGCUCUACUACGAGGCCUGGACCUUUCCGCCGCUACGGUUCCUGUACUUCAACAUUGCUCAGUCGCUCGCGGUCUUCUAUGGCAAGAAUAGACCCGACUACUACCUGACCGAAGGCUUACCGCUUCUGCUCACGACGGCGCUACCCUUCGCCCUCGUGGGGACAUGGAAGGCUCUACGUGGACAGAUCAGCUCAGAUGAGGAGCAGACGCACACCGACGGACGACAUGCUCUGGUGUCAAGCACUCCGGAAACGGAACAACAUGCUUCGACCUCACCGACCAAGAGCGAUUCGUCUUCUCCUGCGGCUGUUGUCAAACCAUCCACGGCCACGACAUCUUCUCCCAAGAGACCCAUUCUCCAAGUCCUGGCCUACACCUCCGUGACUCUGACACUCACCCUCAGCCUGAUCUCCCACAAAGAAGUCCGCUUCCUGUACCCCAUCCUCCCCUUCCUCCACGUCCUGGCCGCAGAGCCUCUGACCAACUUCUUCCUCUCCUCUGCUUCGUCCGCCACCACCACCUCCCCAUCCCCUCUCCUCACCCCGUCUCUCCCCCGUAAACUCCUCCUCCUGACCCUCCUAACCGCAAACCUCUCCCUCUCAUACUACACAUCGCAAGUCCACCAACGCGGCGUCAUCUCCGUCCUCACCUACCUCCGCACCUCCCACGAACACGCCCUCUCCCCCUCCCCCUCCCCCUCCCCCCAAUCCCCAUCAACGUCUCCAACAACAAGCGUAGCCUUCCUAACCCCCUGCCACUCCACCCCCUGGCGCUCGCACCUCAUCCACGCCUCCCUGACCGCCUGGGCCCUGACCUGCGAACCCCCUCUCUCCAUCCCGCCCGGCCCCCUCCGCUCCGCCUACCUCGACGAAGCCGACGUCUUCUACGCCGACCCCGCCGCCUGGCUCCGCGACAACAUGCAGCACGUGUCGCGCGUACGGGCGCGGCGCGGGUCCUCGCGCACGGCGGGCCACUGGGUGGGCGUCGAGGAUGCGGCGAGAAGGGGGGAGGGGACGAGGGAGUGGCCGAGCCGUCUUGUCUUCUUUGGGGGGUUGGAGGGGGUGUUGAGGGGGUUCAUUGAAGGGAAUGGCAUGGAGGAUGAGGGGGAGGAGGUGGAGGGAGGGAGGAAGGGGGCCGGGAGGGUUGGCUUCGUGGAAUUGAUCUUGGAUUUGUGGCAGUGA